AUGAAAAAUAAUAUAUUGGUAGUAGUAACAGUAGGCCUAGUUUUACUACUCAUCAUGGAAGCCUGUUAUGGUCAACUAAAAAUAGGAUUUUACAAAGAAAAAUGUGAUUAUGAAGAUGUUGAAUCUAUUGUCAACAAAGUUGUGAAUGAAAGUUUCGCUAGUGACCAUUCUAUUGCAGCUGCACUUCUUCGCAUGCAAUUCCAUGACUGCUUUGUUACUGGAUGUGAUGCAUCAUUGCUUCUUGAUGGAGAUACAAGCGAAAAGAAGGCAGUCGCAAACCUAAAUGUAAGAGGUUUUGAAAUAAUCGACAAAGCAAAAACUGCACUCGGACAAGCUUGCCCAGGUACUGUCUCUUGUGCGGAUAUUAUUGUCAUGGCGACUCGGGACGCUGUUGCCUUGAGCGGAGAAUGCAAUACCAAGGCGAUGUCGUCAACGUUGGACCAAAACCUUGAAGUUCCAUGUCGUUGA
Papaver somniferum (opium poppy) is the source of this 468-nucleotide messenger RNA. RefSeq names its product peroxidase 60-like. NCBI's taxonomy places the organism in Eukaryota, Viridiplantae, Streptophyta, Magnoliopsida, Ranunculales, Papaveraceae. Gene Ontology annotation, molecular function: peroxidase activity; heme binding. The record is from RefSeq and is a predicted model, not a curated record. The transcript has 3 exons. Gene Ontology annotation, cellular component: plant-type cell wall; plasmodesma. Bases 1 to 468 code for a protein of 155 amino acids. Gene Ontology annotation, biological process: response to oxidative stress.